Messenger RNA from Amphimedon queenslandica, 524 nucleotides. RefSeq lists its product as uncharacterized. The transcript is spliced from 3 exons. The record is from RefSeq and is a predicted model, not a curated record. Lineage: Eukaryota; Metazoa; Porifera; Demospongiae; Haplosclerida; Niphatidae. The coding region runs from base 5 to 409 and encodes 134 amino acids.
AAUUAUGAUUGUGUAUUUUUUAUUUAAAGUGAUCGCAAAUAAAUUUAUUACUAUUAAUGAAGUACAAUUAAUCCCACCUCUACCACUCAUUCGAGGUACUAAUGUCAAUUUAAAAGGAAUUGUACACAUUCAUAAAAAAAUUGACUGGAUGAUGGCAAAAUUUUUAAUUACAUAUAAUUUUCGUCACGAACUUAAUAUCACAUUUGUUGAUGAGAACUUAAAUGGAUGUGAUCUUAUUGCUGAUAUACUAAAACAAAACUGUCCACUACUUCCUGGAAGAUACAAUUUAAGUGCAACUCAAGAAGUUUUAAAGCUAUAUUGGCCAGGUUUUUAUGAAGGAAAAUUCACUAUUUACAAUGAAAAUGGAGAUCAACUGUUUUGUGAGGAAAUGUCGCUUCUUAUGAAAUAAAGAAAAAUUUAAUGAUAAAAAUAACUCUUGAAAAUAAGUAGAAUACUCGACUCUUAAAUUUUAUUUUAUCUUGCCCAGCUUUGCGUAGGCAAGAACUAGGUACUCAAUUUGUCUG